GUAAGUUUCUCAAAAUUUCUCAACAAAUUCGUGAUAUUCCGGUUUUGUUUUGAAAUCAACUAAAAUGUCCGUGUGGCACUGUGUUGGGAGCAGGACCAGGGCCCAGCAUUGGCCCAGGUUCCUGGGCGUCCUGAACAAGCACCGCCUGUACUCGAAGGACCACAGGCCGACGCCGAAGUGCGAGGGGGCGGAUCCCUGCUCGCAGAUCAAGGACUGCGACAACUCAAACUUCGUGAAGAGCGACAAGGCACCGGCGAAAAGCAAGUUUCAGUUCCACCAUCUCAUCAAGCUGCCGCCGGAGUGCUGUCUGAAUGAGUGCAUCGGAGCCUUUCCGCGCUUCGACGAGUGCCUCUACAAGGAGUCGGACAAGGCCAAGCGCAACUACCAGGUCACCUGGGUGGAGUGCCCCCCCAUUCAGAUCAAGCCCAAGAAGAUCUGCUGCUACGAGCCGGGGAAGCGGCCGCCCAUUGCCCGUCGCAAGCGCAAGGUGAAGGACGAGUGCGUCGAGGACAAGCCCUGCCCCUCGGAGGGACCGUGCCCAAAGAUAGAAAGUCCCGGAUGUCGGCCGGUUAGGAAUCCCACGCGCUGCGAACUCACACGCGUCAAAACAGACUGCGUCAAGGUGAAGGCCCCCUAUCCGGCCUACUCCGAGUGCCGACGACCCAAGCCGCGUCGCAGGCCCAGAGUCGAGUGCCACUGCCUGGACGUUCCGCCCAUGUGCAUAGUCUUCAAGGAAAUGGCCAAGCUCGAGAGGCAGGGCAAAACGGCUGGAGAUUGCCCGCCGCCAAAGAAAUGAUUCCCAUGCAGAUCUCGGCCAGAUUCUGUCAUCCUUCAGCCCAUACCGCCGAUGUCAUCUAAUGAAUCCGAAAAGUCGAAAAACAAAUUAAAAAAAUACAAAUACA
Molecule: messenger RNA, 902 nt
Organism: Drosophila persimilis
Lineage: Eukaryota; Metazoa; Arthropoda; Insecta; Diptera; Drosophilidae
Exons: 1
Coding region: 65-796 (243 amino acids)
Source: RefSeq, a predicted model, not a curated record